Molecule: messenger RNA, 1451 nt
Organism: Nylanderia fulva
Lineage: Eukaryota; Metazoa; Arthropoda; Insecta; Hymenoptera; Formicidae
Source: RefSeq, a predicted model, not a curated record
UCGAUACAGGGUUAGUAUAAGAGUGCUAGUAAUCGGCAAUGCUUUAUUUUUCUCUGUGUCCGGUCAUAAGAGAAAUAUUCGUCGUUGGAAAUUUCGUGAUUCGAAAUUCUAAUCGCAAGUAAAUUCGCAAACAUGUUUCGCAUUUUUAUGCUGAUCGUUGCAAUCUUUGUGAUGAUUGACGCGCAAUUGCAGAGGAUUUUAUUACACAAGACGGAUUCUAUUCGACACACUUUGAGAAAGCUUGGCACUGACAUUCCAAUAGUUUCUAUGAUCGAAGCUAGCACUCAUACUAGAGUGCCUUUAUCUAAUUAUUUAGAUGUUCAGUAUUAUGGUGUUAUUACUAUCGGAACUCCGCCGCAGAAAUUUAAAGUAGUGUUUGAUACUGGUUCCUCAAAUCUUUGGGUACCAUCCAAAAAGUGCAACUAUUUAAACAUUGCUUGCUUAAUGCAUAAAAAAUAUGAUAGUAGAAAAUCCAGUACAUAUAUACGAAAUGGUACUGCGAUUCAGAUUUUAUAUGGCAGUGGCUCUAUGGCUGGAUUUUUAUCUACUGAUGUAGUGAGUAUUGCCGGUUUCAAUGUUCGAAAUCAAACAUUUGCGGAAGCAAUACACGAGCCAGGCAUUGCGUUUGUUGCUGCAAAAUUUGAUGGUAUUUUGGGCAUGGGUUAUUCCACGAUAUCCGUCAAUAAAGUAAUGCCUGUGUUCUACAAUAUAAUAAAACAAGGCCUAGUGUCAUCAGCCGUUUUUAGCUUUUAUUUGAAUAGGUAUGCAUUUUCUUUUCAUGCAUUGCGUAUGUCUAAAAAUGUUUUUAACAAAAAUAUAUAUAUAUAUAUAUAUAUAUAUUACAAUAUGAAAAUUAUACAACUGCGCAGAAAUAUUUCGGACAAUGUCGGUGGUGAAUUAAUAUUGGGUGGUACCGAUCCCGAUCAUUACACUGGCGAGAUUACGUAUGUUCCUGUUAGUAAGAAAGGAUACUGGCAAUUUACUAUGGAUAAGAUCACGAUACAUAGUCAUACCUUGUGUGCGGGUGGCUGUCAAGCUAUCGCUGAUACAGGUACCUCAUUAAUAUAUGGACCAAUAUUGGACAUCUCAAUUAUUCAUGAACUUAUUGGAGCUAUUGACAUUGCUGGAGAGUAUAGAAUAAACUGCAGCAAAAGAGACUCUGCUAAGAUGCCAGUGAUCAGGUUUAUUAUAGGUGGUAAAAUGUUCAAUCUUACCAGUCAGGAUUACAUCUUACAGAUGUCUACAGUUGAUCACACGGUAUGUAUCAGCGGUUUUGCACCGUCUGACAAUAUUGAUAAAUAUUGGAAUCUAGGCGAUGUAUUUAUUGGCCGUUAUUAUACCGUGUUUGAUUUUGAGGAAGACCGAGUGGGAUUUGCCCCAUCGAAAUAAAUGUCGAUUGCUAUUUCUUAAAAUUAUAUAACAAGACAUCGCAUUAAAUGAUAACUUCGCGA